AGGUGAUAGAGUGAGAAGAGCACGAAGAGACGUGUGACGGGUCCUGGCAAAAUGGCCGUUCACGAUUUACAACAAACGGUUGUUUCUUACGAACGGUUCAAAACGGUCUCAUAUUUUGACGUGUCACAAUAUCAUCUUGAACGAACGAUUAUAAAGCUGGCAAUGCUGAAGGCAGGGUACUGAACAAAACGAGAGCUGACUGGAGAAUCUAGUCGUGCUCAAUCGAAUUAUUAUCGAAAAAUCCAGUAAGAGGCAACAAACAAUCUAAGGAUCAUGAAAAUGGUGCUGUCUCAACGUCAGAGGGAGGAGUUAAAUAAGGCGAUCGCGGAUUACCUUAGCACCAAUGGCUAUCAAGACGCACUGGAAGCAUUCAAAAAGGAAGCCGAUAUGCCGGGAGAAGUUGAAAGGAAAUAUGGAGGUCUCCUCGAGAAGAAAUGGACAUCAGUCAUACGAUUACAGAAAAAGGUAAUGGAAUUAGAAUCGAAGCUUUCAGAAGCAGAAAAAGAAUUCAUCGAAGGUGCGCCAACGCGAGGUAAAAGAUCACCAUCCGAGUGGAUACCUAGGCCACCAGAGAAAUUUUGUCUUAGCGGACACAGAGCGCCAAUUAAUAGAGUUAUUUUCCAUCCUGUAUUUAGUCUUAUAGUAUCUGCUAGUGAAGAUGCCACUAUAAAGGUAUGGGAUUUUGAAAGUGGAGAAUUUGAAAGAACAUUGAAAGGCCAUACUGACAGUGUGCAGGAUAUUUCGUUUGACGUCUCGGGAAAACUAUUAGUUUCCUGCAGCGCGGAUAUGUCCAUUAAAUUGUGGGAUUUUCAUCAAUCAUUUGCAUGUGUCAAAACAAUGCAAGGUCAUGAUCAUAAUGUAAGCUCUGUAGCAUUUGUUCCACAAGGUGAUUUUGUAGUAAGCGCCUCUAGGGACAAGACGAUCAAGAUGUGGGAGGUAGCAACGGGUUAUUGCGUAAAAACAUUAACAGGUCAUAGAGAAUGGGUGAGAAUGGCACGAGUUAGUCCUUGUGGUGAACUCAUUGCCAGUUGCUCAAACGACCAAACUGUGAGAGUGUGGCAUAUAGCAACGAAAGAAACAAAGAUUGAACUCAGAGACCACGACCACGUCGUUGAAUGUAUCGCAUGGGCACCAGAAAGUGCAAGAGCAUCAAUUAAUGCAGCAGCAGGAGCAGACAAUAAAGGAGCUCAUGAAGGUCCCUUCCUUGCGUCUGGUUCUCGUGACAAGACCAUUCGUGUUUGGGAUGUUGGUGCUGGUGUAUGUCUUUUCACACUUCUCGGACAUGACAACUGGGUACGUGGAAUAGUUUUUCAUCCAGGUGGAAAGUUUAUCGUCAGUGCUUCUGAUGACAAGACACUCCGAGUAUGGGAUACGCGUUAUAAGAGGGCGAUGAAAACUCUAGAAGCGCAUGUCCAUUUUUGCACCUCUGUCGAUUUUCACAAGAAUCAUCCAUAUGUGGUCACCGGUAGCGUAGAUCAAACGGUGAAGAUCUGGGAGUGUCGCUAGUCACCCUAUUUUACAGUUUCUUUGGAACUUCAUAAACAUGAAGAGCGAAGAAGAUAAACAUGCGCGUCCAGUUCGAUUGAAAUGGCCGAAAGAGUAACUUGCUCCAAAAGCUAUCGUACAUACAUUAUGAUUAAUAUUAAUAUUAUUAUUAUUAUUAUUAUUAUUAUUAUUAUUAUUAUUAUUAUUAUUAU
This is a messenger RNA of Polistes dominula (European paper wasp), 1697 nucleotides long. RefSeq names its product LisH and WD40 domain-containing Lis-1 (gene Lis-1). Gene Ontology annotation, molecular function: protein binding; U4 snRNA binding; U6 snRNA binding. Gene Ontology annotation, biological process: mRNA splicing, via spliceosome. The record is from RefSeq and is a predicted model, not a curated record. NCBI's taxonomy places the organism in Eukaryota, Metazoa, Arthropoda, Insecta, Hymenoptera, Vespidae. Gene Ontology annotation, cellular component: U4/U6 x U5 tri-snRNP complex.